AUGGAGAAAAUGUCCCGGGUCACCACAGCCCUGGGCAGCACCGGCGUCAGCGGCCGGACCAUGUUCUGCCACCUUGACGCGCCGGCCAACGCCAUCAGCGUGUGCCGCGACGCCACGCAGGUGGUGGUAGCCGGCCGCAACAUCUUCAAAAUCUACGCGCUGGAGGAUGAACAGUUCACCGAGAAGAUGAACCUGCGCGUGGGACGCAAGCCGUCACUCAACCUCAGCUGCGCCGACGUCAUGUGGCACCAGAUGGACGAGAACCUGCUGGCCACUGCCGCCACCAACGGCGCAGUGGUGACGUGGAACCUUGGCAAGCCGUCGCGCAACAAGCAGGAUCAGCUGUUCACCGAGCACAAGCGCACGGUCAACAAGGUGUGCUUCCAUCCCACCGAGGUGUACAUGCUGCUGAGCGGAUCGCAGGACGGCUUCAUGAAGUGCUUCGACCUCCGCAAGAAGGAGUCCAUCAGCACUUUCUCAGGUCAGUCAGAGAGUGUACGAGAUGUCCAGUUCAGCAUGAAGGAUUAUUUCACCUUUGCCGCUUCCUUCGAGAACGGAAACGUCCAGCUUUGGGACAUCAGGCGCCCUGACCGCUAUGAGCGAAUGUUCACCGCUCACACAGGCCCUGUUUUUUGUUGCGACUGGCACCCGGACGACAGGGGCUGGUUAGCUACAGGCGGGCGGGAUAAAAUGGUAAAAGUCUGGGACAUGACUACAAACCGCGCCAAAGAGAUUUACUGCGUCCAAACCAUCGCCUCGGUGGCGCGCGUCAAGUGGCGCCCGGAGAGGAAGUUCCAUUUGGCUACAUGCUCCAUGAUGGUGGACCACAACAUCUACGUGUGGGACGUGCGCCGGCCGUUCAUCCCCUUCGCCACCUUCGAGGAGCACAAGGACGUGACCACGGGUAUCGUGUGGCGACACCAGCAUGACCCUCACUUCCUGCUGUCUGGCUCCAAGGACAGCACAAUGUACCAGCACAUGUUCAAGGACGCUACGCGACCGGUUGACAAAGCAAACCCGGAGGGACUGUGCUUCGGCCUGUUUGGCGACUUGGCCUUCGCAGCUAAGGAGAGUCUGAUUAGCAGCGACGCCAACAGGAAGUCCUACCCCGGCGGCGACCGCCGCUACCCUAUCUUUUUCUUCAAAAGGCCCGACCCGACGGAACAAUUCGCUCACGUGUCCAGCGCCCUCAGCGUCUUCGAGACUGACUUGGACAGCAAUCGCAUGGACUGGUUCGUCAAGACUGCGCAACUCUAUCUCCUCGGCGGGAAGCCUUUCGCCGAACUGUGCGACCACAACGCCGAGGUGGCUCGGCAGCUCAAAAGACCACAGGUUUCCACAACAUGGACCAUGUUGAGAAUCAUGUUCUCGGACCCGGCAAACAUCACAACUCCCGGCAAACUCGGCACACUACCUCUCAUGAACAGCUUCAGUAUGAAGGAGCUGGUCAACGAAAGCAGACUGGAACGCAACAAAGGUGACGGCAGACAGGACAACAUCCACUUGGAACCAGAAAACAUCAGCAAUAAUAACGAAGAAAACGAGGAGACUGAGGGAAGUGAAGGCCAAGCAGAGUACAUGUUCGGGGACGCCGAGCUGGAUGAUGACGAUCUUUAUUCGGUGGAACAUGACAACCAGACGGCAGAGGAGCAGGAGUGCACGCUCCCUCAGGAAGCUUUCCAGCUACGUCACGACAUCCUGGACAAUCCGUCGGCGCCGGAACACUUGCAACAGGACAAGGCCGAUUCGCCGCACGUCAGCGGCAACGAGGCCGAGCCGGUGUGCCUGACGCCCAUAGAGUCCUUCUCACUCAUCUCCAUCUCGCAGCCGCUCUUCACGCCCGAUCUGCCCGCCAGCUUCUUUUGCCCCAUCGUGCGCGAAAUGCUAGGCUACUACGCCGAGAAGGGCGACGUGCAGAUGGCAGUCUCCGUGCUCGUCGUAUUGGGCGAGCGCAUACGAAAAGAGAUUGACGACCUCACGCAGGAGCACUGGUACAUGUCCUACAUCGACCUCCUCCAGCGCUUCGAGCUGUGGAACGUCUCCAACGAAGUGAUCAAACUAAGCACGUGCGGCGCCAUCACCUGCCUGAAUCAGACCUCCACCACGCUGCACAUCAACUGCAGCAACUGCAAACGGCCCAUGAACAACAGAGGCUGGAUUUGCGACCGCUGCCGCCAGUGCGCCAGCGUCUGCGCCGUCUGCCACCACGUGGUCAAGGGGCUCUUCGUGUGGUGCCAGGGAUGCAGUCACGGCGGGCACCUGGAGCACAUCAUAAACUGGCUAAAGAGCAGCCCGCACUGCCCUGCCGGUUGCGGACAUCUUUGUGAGUACACGUAA
Molecule: messenger RNA, 2337 nt
Organism: Nerophis lumbriciformis (worm pipefish)
Lineage: Eukaryota; Metazoa; Chordata; Actinopteri; Syngnathiformes; Syngnathidae
Source: RefSeq, a predicted model, not a curated record